Colletotrichum costaricense is the source of this 480-nucleotide messenger RNA. RefSeq lists its product as uncharacterized. Lineage: Eukaryota; Fungi; Ascomycota; Sordariomycetes; Glomerellales; Glomerellaceae. The record is from RefSeq and is a predicted model, not a curated record. The coding region runs from base 1 to 480 and encodes 159 amino acids. The transcript has 2 exons.
AUGACCCUCAGUAUCGCAAACAUCAUUAUGGACGUCGUCAUACUUCUGCUUCCGCUGAAGAUUGUCAUUCCACUUCAGAUGGCUCGAAGACAGAAGGUUUCUGUCAUUCUUAUGUUCGCCACUGAGACGUUAAAAAGACGCAACAUGCAAUCCGAGUCGUACGAAUUACAGUCGCAUGAUGAUCUUCCAGAAGAGAGUUCUGGAAAAGCAAAAUGUAGCGAUGACGAAGCUGAGUUAUGUUCCGGAAGGAGGUACCGCAAGGAUAUUUUCAGUGACCGGGAGACAAUUAUCGAAUCUGAAUCGAAUCGGCAUGGAGGGGCUUGUAGCGGGAUAUAUCCUGCAACUAAUGAAGUUGACUUCAAUGGCGUUGAGUCUGCCGCAUUUGCGAAUAGAAACGAUGGUCGAGUCACGCCGUCAACGGCCGCUCGAAUUCAAGUCACCCACGAGUCCACAGUCUCGUAUGAUCCCCGACAACAAUAG